GGCCACCGUCGUUGGCUUCUCCUCUUCUCUCCCUGGUUCUCUCCUAACCCUAGCUGGCUAGCUGGCUGAGUAAGACUAGCGAGAUGCAGCCCACUACGCGGGAAAUGCAAGCCAUGGCGGCGGCGGCGCAGAUCUCCUCCCUGGAGGAGCUUCGCAACGGGCAUGCCGGGGCCGCCGCCAAUGCCGCCGGCGGCGUCCACGACGACUUCUUUGACCAGAUGCUCAGCAGCCUGCCGCCCUCUGCGUGGCCCGACCUCGCCGCCGCCGCCAAGGCAGCCGAGGACGACGCCGAGGGGAUGCACCAGCAGCAGCAGCAGCAGUUUGGUGGGCCGUACGACGAGUCGGCGAUGCUGGCGUCGCGGCUCCGGCAGCACCAGAUCAGCGGCGGCGGGGGCGGGGGAGGAGGAGGAGGAAGCGCGGCCGCCGUGAAGCAGAUGGUGCUGCAGCAGCUCGCCGAUCUGAGGCAGGGCCACCACAUGAUGCUCCAGGGCUUGGGACGCUCGCCGGCCGGCGCCGGCGCCGGCGACGGCCUGCUCCUCCCGCUCACCCUCGGCAACGGCGGAUCGGGCGGCGACGUCCAGGCCUUGCUCAAGGCGGCCGCAGCAAAUUCCGCCGGAGGAGGAGACGCCGGCGUCUACGGCGGCUUCGCCGGCUCGCUCCAGCAACAGCAGCACCAACAUUUCCAGCCUCACCAUCCUCAGGCGGCGCCGACGAUGCCAACGCAGAGCUUCGGCGGCGGAGGUGGCGGCACGGCGCAGCCGCAGGCCGGCACAGCAGCUGGCGGAGGCGCACCGGCGCCGCCGCGGCAGCGCGUGCGCGCGCGGCGAGGCCAGGCCACCGACCCCCACAGCAUCGCCGAGCGGCUUCGGAGAGAGAGGAUCGCCGAGAGGAUGAAGGCCUUGCAAGAACUGGUUCCCAACGCCAACAAGACGGACAAGGCGUCGAUGCUGGACGAGAUCAUCGACUACGUCAAGUUCUUGCAGCUCCAAGUCAAGGUGCUGAGCAUGAGCCGGCUAGGUGGCGCGGCGGCCGUGGCGCCGCUCGUGGCCGACAUGUCCUCGGAGGGGCGAGGCGGCGCGGCGAACGGCGGAGCACCGGCGGCGGCGGGGAGCGACAGCCUGACGGUGACGGAGCAGCAGGUGGCCAAGCUGAUGGAGGAGGACAUGGGCACGGCCAUGCAGUACCUGCAGGGGAAGGGGCUCUGCCUCAUGCCCAUCUCCCUCGCGUCCGCCAUCUCCUCGGCGACGUGCCAUCUCCGGCCGCCCGUCGUCGCGGCGCAACACAUCCCACCGGGGCUCGGCGCAGCCGCGGCGCACCACCACCACCACCAACUGACCGCCGCCGCCGCGGCCAUGCGCCACCUUCCCGGCCUGAACGCCGACGGCUCCGUGCCGGCCUCCCCGAGCAUGUCGGUGCUCACGGCGCAGUCGGCCAUGGCCAACGGCGGCGGCGGGUGCGGCGGCGGCGCCGACGCCGAGGGGUCGCAGCCCAAGGACGCCGCCUCCGUCUCCAAGCCGUGAGCCCGGUGGCCGCCGCCGUCUCAACUAACGGCGAAACCCUCGACCGGCGACGGAGUCAACGAAGUCAGCGGCUCGGUCUCCCUCCAUCGCUUCCGCGGCCCGCAUCUACAUAGAGCGGUGGGCUCCGCUGGACGGGCCCACGCACUCUCCUGAGGGCCCACGGGCCUCUGGCCCACCUGCGGCUGCAGCCACGGGCUCCACUUUUUUCUUUUUAUUUUCUAUUUCUUCUUAGUGUUACCAUUAUUUCCUAUCCUUUUUUUCUGUUAAAUAUUUAAUUAGCUUGUUGUUUAAUUUAAGUACAUAGUAAUCCAGGUCUGGUUCUUCUGGCUUUGUACCAGCUUUAGCCUUUCUUUCCUCUCCAUCUGCAUCAACUUUUCCCCUCUCUUUUCCCUUUUUUUUCUCUCCCUCCCUGCUUUGCUUGGCCCAACUUUUCGUUUAGUUUACACACAAGUUUGUCCUUUGCGGUUGGAAGGGAAUUUGGUCUCCUUGCUUUAGUUGCUAACCUAGUGCCAUUCAAAUUUUUAUU
This is a messenger RNA of Oryza brachyantha (malo sina), 2046 nucleotides long. RefSeq names its product bHLH transcription factor RHL1-like. The coding region runs from base 84 to 1520 and encodes 478 amino acids. Gene Ontology annotation, biological process: regulation of transcription by RNA polymerase II. Gene Ontology annotation, cellular component: nucleus. The record is from RefSeq and is a predicted model, not a curated record. NCBI's taxonomy places the organism in Eukaryota, Viridiplantae, Streptophyta, Magnoliopsida, Poales, Poaceae. The transcript is spliced from 7 exons. Gene Ontology annotation, molecular function: RNA polymerase II cis-regulatory region sequence-specific DNA binding; DNA-binding transcription factor activity, RNA polymerase II-specific; protein dimerization activity.